AUGACUCAAGAUACAGAAACAAGACCUUUAAACAUUCUUAUUGUUGGAGCAGGCAUUGGUGGUUUAACCGCUGCGCUUGGUCUCCGCCAACAAGGGCAUAAAGUAACACUAUUCGAGAGAUCGCAAUUGGCGAGAGAAGUCGGAGCUGCUAUUCACGUGGCUCCCAACAGUCAUGGACUUUUGAAGCGAUUUGGUGUUUAUCCUGAGACAUUUGGCGCAAAUCGUGUCGAGGGUGUCACUGAGUAUACACAUGGUGGGCACCUCAAGUUUGAUAACCACCUCAAAGGACCACUUUCAGUCUGGGAGCACCCGUGGGUUCUUGCGCAUCGCGUCAGUCUCCAUGAAAACCUAAAGAACCAAGCAACCUCGAGCGAAGGCCCUGGAACACCAGCUGUUCUCAAGACCUCUAGCCCAGUAGUCGGUGUCGAUCCGUCAACGGCGACAGUCAAGUUCGAGGAUGGCACUUCAGUAUCUGGAGACUUGGUUCUUGGAGCUGACGGUGUCAGCUCGAUAACGCGGUCCAUUGUCACUGGCACAGAUAUCAAGCCUUAUGGCUCUGGAAAGAGCGCUUUCAGAUUCAUGAUUCCCCAUUCCAAAUACCUCAAUGACGAAACAACCAAGCCUUUCGCGGAGCGCACAGGAACCAUGACAAUGUGGGUAGGUGAUGACAGAAGAAUCAUCAUGUAUCCUUGCUCCAAUAACACUGUCAUGAACUUUGUUGCCAUACACCCGAGCAAUAUCACCUCUGGGGCAAACAAGGGAUCUGGCUGGGGACAGGGCGGCAGCAAGGAACUUCUUCUCGAGGUUUACAAGGACUUUGAGCCCAGAGUUCGCGCUAUUCUCAACUUGGUUGAUGCCAGCGAUUUGAAGCUUUGGACUCUGUUGGACAUGGACCGCAUUCCAACAUGGCAUAAAGAGCGACUUGUCUUGCUUGGAGAUGCGGCUCACCCAUUCUUACCUCAUCAAGGACAGGGUGGUGGUAUCGCCAUUGAGGAUGCAGCAUCGCUAGUGGCCCUGCUUCCUUACGGUACAACAGCCGAUGAUAUUCCCAGUCGCCUUUCUCUGUACGAGAAAAUUAGAGACGAGAGAGCCCAUAUGGUGCAACUCUUCACCAGACAAGCAGGCGAGGAUCUUGAUGAGGAGACGCGAGCCAAGUUCAACAUUUACAAGUUCCUUAACUACAAUUUCGGCCAUGAUGAGUGGCACAACACCAAGAAAGCUCUCAGAGAUCAUCUCUGGUCGCAAAACAAGAACCUGCACUGGAAGUCUCCAGUAUCAUUCGGCCCCAUGCCCAGUCCUCGACAAGAUUUCCAUGGACAACGAUAUAACGGAAAUGAUUCUUCGUUCACCACUUGGUCUGUCCGUUUCAAGUCUUCAGCUACGUAUCUCAAGACUCUCUUCCCCACAGACAAGUUCAGCUUCUACAAGCCUGGCACUGUCGCUGAAGCUACAUACUCCUGCACUGAGUUGAAGGGCAUGAAGUGGCUUGGUGGUGGCGGUUACAAGUUCUUUGGUCUUUGGAUACACGGUGUUCAGUAUGAGAAGAAGGAUGGCAGCAAGAUCUAUGGAUCGUUCCUAGCUGUUCUUUUGGAGAACCUGGCUGAUCCUAUCGUCACGGGCCGUGAGGAGUUGGGUAUGCCUAAGCUCUUUUGCGAUAUUGAUGUUGUGGAGAAGGGAGCCAACACUAGUAUCCGCUGUAGUUGGCGAGGAGCAGAGUUCGUUGAUAUCACGCUCAAGGGUCUUGGAGAAGCUACCAACGGACAUGCAAAUGGUGCCAACGGCACAAACGGUACCAACGGCCAUCCCCCAACUGUUGGUCCCCCAGGCGCCCCUCCUCUGCCAGAAGAACAGGGCCUUCUGAUAUACCGAUAUGUUCCUGCCGUGGGCCAGCCUGGUGUUGCUGAUGCCGCAUAUCCUGUAUUUAUCGAGAAUGGGUUGGAGACGACGAAGCGACAGGUUGAGAAGACGUUGGUUGGAAGUGGUGGUGAUUUGGAUCUUACCUCUGGUACCUGGGAUACGUUGCCUACCUUGAACCAUAUCGCGACUGGGUUCUCUGAGAUUCCUGUCUAUGGCGUUGUUAAGAGUAAGGUUGAGUAUGGAAGGGGUGUGGAUGAUAUUUCUCAUGCUCGAAGGGUUGAGUAG
Fusarium tjaetaba is the source of this 2142-nucleotide messenger RNA. Its product is annotated as 3-hydroxybenzoate 6-hydroxylase 1. The record is from RefSeq and is a predicted model, not a curated record. The coding region runs from base 1 to 2142 and encodes 713 amino acids. Gene Ontology annotation, molecular function: lyase activity; FAD binding; monooxygenase activity. The transcript has 9 exons. NCBI's taxonomy places the organism in Eukaryota, Fungi, Ascomycota, Sordariomycetes, Hypocreales, Nectriaceae.